AAUUCCCCCAGCGAAGGAGGGAGGCCCCGGGCGGCCGAGAGGCUGCGAGCCGCGGCGGGACCCGAGCGCACGCAGGGGCGCGGCGGCCGCUGGCUCGAGCUGAUUUGCAGACCGGCCGCCGAGAGUGGAGCGAACUGGGCAGGCGCUCUGCGUGGGCAGGCAUUUGAGGGCACCCUCCAGCUCGGACCUAGGAGGGCUCUGGGGCUGCAGCCCCCCAAGCUCGGAGAAGGAUGCGGUACGUCCUGCGAGCCACAUAGCCUCGGAUUGCCGCGCCGCCGACGCGAUGAUGGAUGAGCCGUGGUGGGAAGGAAGCGUCGCCUCGGACAUUCACUGCACCCUUCGCGAGCAGGAACUGAAGCUGCCCGCCUUCCGAGCCCACUCUCCGCUCCUGAAGAGCCGCCGGUUCUUUGUGGAUGUAUUGACCCUGCUGAGUAGCCAUUGCCAGCUGUGCCCCACAGCCCGGCACCUGGCAGUCUACCUGCUGGACCACUUCAUGGAUCGUUACAAUAUCUCCACCUCCAAGCACCUGUACACUGUGGCGGUCUCCUGCCUCCUGCUUGCAAGUAAGUUCGAGGAUCGAGAAGAUCACGUACCCAAGUUGGAGCAAAUAAAUAGCACACGGAUUCUAAGCAGCCAGAACUUCACCCUCACCAAGAAAGAGCUGCUGAGCACGGAGCUGCUGCUCCUGGAGGCCUUUGGCUGGAACCUCUGCCUGCCCACGCCCGCCCACUUCCUGGACUACUACCUCUUGGCUGCUGUCAACCAGAAGGACUCCCACUGCCACAGCUGGCCCACCUCGUGCCCCCGCAAGACCAAAGAGUGCCUCAAGGAGUAUGCUCACUACUUCCUAGAGUUCACCCUGCAAGACCAUGUUUUCUACAAGUUCCAGCCGUCUGUGGUCGCUGCAGCCUGUGUAGGGGCCUCUAGGAUCUGCCUGCAGCUUUCCCCCUACUGGACCCGAGACCUUCAGAGGAUCUCCCACUAUUCCCUGGAGCAUCUCAGCGUGUGCAUUGAGAUCCUGCUGGUAGCUUAUGACAAUGUGCUCAAAGAUGCCGUCGCAGUCAAGAACCAGGCCUUGGCCAUGGUGCCUGGUACUCCUCCAGCCCCCACCCAAGUGCUCUUCCAGCCACCCACCUACCCUCCCCUCAGCCAGCCACCAGGGACCCUGGCCCCGUUCCAGACACCUGUGCAAGACCUGUGUUUGGCCUACCGAGACUCGCUACAAGCCCACCGCCCCGGGAGCCUGCUUUCGGGGGUCACGAGCUCAUCCUUGCAUGUCCCAUACCCCACCCUUCCCCCCCUCGAUGUGUGCUCUAUGCCCCUCCCAGCAUCCCUCAGCAUGCAGAUGGCCAUCAACACUGAGCCCAGUCACUGCCUCGCCACCACCUACGGGGGCAGCUUCUUCAGCGGGAGCCACAUGUUCCCCACAGGCUGUUUUGACAGAUAG
Molecule: messenger RNA, 1447 nt
Organism: Elephantulus edwardii (Cape elephant shrew)
Lineage: Eukaryota; Metazoa; Chordata; Mammalia; Macroscelidea; Macroscelididae
Gene: CCNJL
Product: cyclin J-like
Exons: 6
Coding region: 284-1447 (387 amino acids)
Biological process (GO): mitotic cell cycle phase transition; regulation of cyclin-dependent protein serine/threonine kinase activity
Cellular component (GO): nucleus; cytoplasm; cyclin-dependent protein kinase holoenzyme complex
Molecular function (GO): cyclin-dependent protein serine/threonine kinase regulator activity
Source: RefSeq, a predicted model, not a curated record